Molecule: messenger RNA, 417 nt
Organism: Hansenula anomala
Lineage: Eukaryota; Fungi; Ascomycota; Saccharomycetes; Phaffomycetales; Wickerhamomycetaceae
Exons: 5
Coding region: 34-417 (127 amino acids)
Source: RefSeq, a predicted model, not a curated record
GACAAAUUCAUCAUAUCUAUAGAAAGCAUCAAGAUGGCUCCUUCAGUUAAAAGUAAAGAUCUAGUUGUGCCAUAUGUACAUGUUGCUCCAGCUCCAGAAGCUGAUUCCUCAGCUGUGAUUUCACAAAGUAUGCCAAUGGCAGCCAUGUUUAUGAAAAACAAAUUAUUGUCAUGGAUUACUUUAAUGACUGCUGUUCAAGCAAUUUUGAAUAGCAAUGGACAAGGUGCACAAGAAUCAGGUCAAUCACCAUUAUUGAGAGUUUUGAUGGCUGUUGUUUCUCUUGGUGUUUGUUACAUGGAGUUGGUAGUUCCUGGUGCUACUUCAGGUGCUGGUUACAAAAAGAAGGGUGCUGAACAAAUUGCUGAAAGUAUUUCAUCUACAAUUGCUGCAGCUGUUGAAACUGCAACCAAGAAAUGA